Zychaea mexicana is the source of this 427-nucleotide messenger RNA. RefSeq names its product 40S ribosomal protein S16. Gene Ontology annotation, biological process: maturation of SSU-rRNA from tricistronic rRNA transcript (SSU-rRNA, 5.8S rRNA, LSU-rRNA); translation. The transcript is spliced from 4 exons. The record is from RefSeq and is a predicted model, not a curated record. Bases 4 to 426 code for a protein of 140 amino acids. Gene Ontology annotation, cellular component: cytosolic small ribosomal subunit; ribosome. NCBI's taxonomy places the organism in Eukaryota, Fungi, Mucoromycota, Mucoromycetes, Mucorales, Lichtheimiaceae. Gene Ontology annotation, molecular function: RNA binding; structural constituent of ribosome.
AACAUGGAAGCUGUCCAAACUUUCGGCCGCAAGAAAACCGCUACUGCCGUUGCCCACUGCAAGCGUGGACGUGGUCUUAUCCGCGUCAAUGGUGCUCCCCUUGAGCUCUUGGAGCCCCAAAUCUUGAAGUUCAAGGUUUACGAAGUCGUCUUGCUCUUGGGUGAGGAGCGCUUCGCCAACGUCGACAUCCGUCUCCGUGUCCAGGGUGGUGGUGUUGUCUCUCAAGUCUACGCUAUCCGUCAGGCUCUUGCCAAGGCUAUCGUCGCUUUCUACCAAAAGUACGUCGAUGAAGCUUCCAAGAAGGAGAUCAAGGAAAUCCUUGUUCAGUACGACCGUACUCUCCUUGUCGCCGAUCCCCGUCGUUGCGAGCCCAAGAAGUUCGGCGGUCCAGGUGCCCGUGCCCGCUUCCAAAAGUCAUACCGUUAAA